UCGCUCAGCGGCAGCCAUUUUAACUUUUGGCGUCGAAAAUACGGCGAGGAAAUCUGAGGAAGCCGGAGAUCCUGUUCGUCUGUGUGGUUUUUUCGCAUCCAGCGCAAGCAGUGUGUAGUGCUCGAGGGCCCGUGGAACCAGUGAGUGUGCGAGGAAGUUGAGAAGUUGAGAAGAAACCGAUCCGGAAUCUAACCAAGAGCGAAGAUGUCGAUGUCUGCCACGUGCUACAAGUGCAACCGGCCGGGCCACUUUGCCCGGGACUGCAGUCUCGGAGGCGGCGGCGGGCCGGGCGGCGUUGGAGGUGGUGGUGGCGGCGGGGGCGGCGGCGGCGGUAUGCGCGGCAGCGAUGGCGGCGGCAUGCGUCGCAACCGCGAGAAGUGCUACAAAUGCAACCAGUUCGGGCACUUCGCACGUGCCUGCCCCGAGGAGGCCGAGCGCUGCUACCGCUGCAACGGCAUCGGGCACAUCUCGAAGGACUGCACCCAGGCGGACAAUCCGACCUGCUAUCGGUGCAACAAGACCGGACACUGGGUUCGCAACUGCCCGGAGGCCGUCAACGAGCGCGGGCCGGCCAAUGUGUCGUGCUACAAGUGCAACCGCACCGGACACAUCUCCAAGAACUGCCCGGAGACCUCGAAGACUUGCUACGGCUGCGGCAAGAGUGGACAUCUGAGGCGCGAGUGCGACGAGAAGGGCGGACGGAACUAGGCCGUGGCACCACCUCACAAAUGUAAUCAUCGAAGGAGGAAUGAGUAAUAUUUCAACACACGAAGAACAACCCGAAGAAGAUAAAGAAAAAACAUAAAAAACGAAAAAUCAAUUUGCUACAACAUUCACAAAAGCCAGCCGACAGCAACAACAACAAGAAGCGAUAGCAGCACCCAAGUCAUGAUCAACCCCUCCAAAACACAUCCCCCCAUUAACACAUGCAGAUACUAUAAUCUAAUCCAGAAAAUUAUCCAGUAAACCAUCUCUGAUUCCAAAAGCCGAGCCUGCAGCGCGGUGCCAACGUCCCUAGAACUGAGAGAAGAGAAGAAGAAUUAGCUUUCCGGGGAGGAAAGCCAGAAGAAUCAGUGGCCAAGAAGGAAGAAAGGCUCUUCGAGCUGUGGUACGAAGAACAAGAAGACGAUAGCCAACGGCAGCUGUGCAGCCGAGAGAGCAGAUGACGCCGACGAAGAGGAAGAGGAUGAAGAUGAAGAUGAGGAAGACACGACGACCCAAUUUGUAAGAUGAGACUAAACCGCAACAGCAACAAGAGAAUUCACCAAGCAAACCACUUUACUAUAAUUAUACCUAUAUGAUUAUGCUGCAAAAAGUGUUUGAAUUUACUAAUUACAUUAUAACGAAUGGAAUGAAACUAUAUAAGAUUAUAUAAAGAAAAAAAUACCUUAAAAUACUAUAUAAAUGAGCCUAGUAGGAGUUCCACAGCCAGAAUCAACCGAAAGAAAAAGCGUAAAUAAAAAUGAUUAAAAACCAAUGAAAAAGCAAAGAAGCAGAGGCGGCGAGAAGACGUUACGACUCGACUCCAUCCAGCUGCUGCCGGCGAGCCUUGGGAAUUCUACAGGAUGUACGACUGUCUACCCAUUAUCCCACCACCACCCACCCACCCCACAUCCAUCCAUACUAUACCACACACCCAUUAUCCAAGACGCCCGGCAAGAUCUCUCGAGCGGGGUAGCUAGCUAUGUAGCGCAUUGCUGUGGAGCCAAAGGGGGCAGCAAACAAGAACAGAGAAGCAGACAAAGAACAAGAAGAGAACAUCAACAAUGGUAGACAUACGAUACGACGACUAUGAAAACGGAACGCAACGCUGGAGAGGAUGAGCUAAGCGGUUAAAGCAGAAGAAGAACAAGCAGCACUCAGAACUCAGUGGGAAAGAAGAAGACAACAGCACACACACACCUUCAGUUCAGUUGGACGGGACACAAAAGAUGCGAAACCUACGUACGAUGAAGAAAAUGAAAAUUCAAAUAUCACUGUGAUUGUUUUUUAAUUGUAAAUUAAAAUGCUGGAGCUGCUGAUUUGAGACAAAAAAAAUAA
Molecule: messenger RNA, 2040 nt
Organism: Drosophila rhopaloa
Lineage: Eukaryota; Metazoa; Arthropoda; Insecta; Diptera; Drosophilidae
Gene: CNBP
Product: CCHC-type zinc finger protein CG3800
Exons: 1
Coding region: 205-708 (167 amino acids)
Biological process (GO): positive regulation of cytoplasmic translation
Cellular component (GO): cytoplasm
Molecular function (GO): translation regulator activity; zinc ion binding; single-stranded RNA binding
Source: RefSeq, a predicted model, not a curated record